Messenger RNA from Penaeus monodon (black tiger shrimp), 621 nucleotides. RefSeq lists its product as uncharacterized. Gene Ontology annotation, molecular function: heme binding. The record is from RefSeq and is a predicted model, not a curated record. The transcript has 6 exons. NCBI's taxonomy places the organism in Eukaryota, Metazoa, Arthropoda, Malacostraca, Decapoda, Penaeidae. The coding region runs from base 1 to 621 and encodes 206 amino acids.
AUGACUUUUGCAAAACCAAACUUAGCGCUCCUCGAAAAGAAACACACGGUUAGCAACUACAAUUCUUUACAAGCAGUAGAAAGUGUGAGCGAAAGGAGUGUGCACGAAGCUUCUGGCAACUGGCAAGUGCAUUUCGUAUGUCUAUUACCCCCAAAGCUAUGUGCUGGCAUCAGUGUGGUGAGUAACCGAUACAAACAUAGCCACUGGGAACACCAUGGGAUGGAUCAAGCAAAGGACAUCGGGUAUAUUUGCAGAACUCUGCUGUUGCAGGUUGAUUGGGGUAGGGGCUGGAGUCGCCCUGUGGCUCAACUCUCAUCAUUCUGCAGAAGCAGCCAGUUUACUCACAACAGACCAAGAGGUUUCUUCCUUUGGGGCUUAUCACGAUGGUCUACCAGAAUACACACUCGACAGGUGUCCAAACAUGCAACUAUGAAGGACAGGGUGUGGGUGGCAUAUCGACAUGGGGUUUAUGACAUUACGGAUUUUAUCCAAGAACAUCCAGGUGGAGACAAAAUCCUGAUGGGUGCAGGAGGUUCUGUUGAACCUUUCUGGGCCUGUAUGCCGUUCAUAGAACCCGCAUGUGCUAGAGUUGUUCGAGAAGACUUCACUGUCCAGGAUUAA